UGUAAAAGGCAUACCUGGCUGAAUAUUGAUUACAUGAAAUGUUCUCAAAACGCUACGCUUUCAGUGCGGAUAUCGUGUACUUUAGUCAAAUUGCUAAAAUCUGAGCGUUACUUUGCAAGUAUGGAAGUUAUAAGAACUGUUAUAGGUGUGGACGUUGGAGGAACAAAUACUGAUGCCGUGAUCAUCGACAGAACUGCCGAUAAACCAGUAAUUCUUGCACAAGCGAAGACUCGCACAACGAGCGAUGUUACCACUGGAGUUCGUGCUGCAAUUCACCUAGCUCUCUUAGAUUCCAAGAAAAGGAACCGAAUACUUUCUGUUCAGCAAAUAAACAUUGGGACUACCCACUUCAUAAACACGCUUGUUGAAGGAAAACAUUUAACCAAAGUAGCGGUGAUUCGUUUGUGUGGCACGGCAUCGAGGCGGUUGCCUCCCUUUUGUGAUUUUCCAGACAACUUGGUGGAUUCGAUUAAAAGCAGCGUGUUUUUGUUAAACGGAGGCUAUCAGUUUGAUGGGAAGGAAAUAACGCCGAUUGAUGAAAAAGAGGUUCAAGACAGUGUUGAUAUUUUGAAAAGCAACGGUGUAAAGAAUAUUGUUGUAUCUGGCAUAUAUUCACCCCUCAGGAAUGAGCAGGAACUGCAAGUGAUGGAGCUUAUUCACAAAUAUUUUUCAGAGGCAAGCGUCACAUUAAGUCAUGAAAUCGGCAAAAUUGGUCUGUUGGAACGUGAAAACGCUGCAAUUCUCAAUGAGUGUAUUAAACCACUUUGUAUUAAGAAAUUCAAAGAAUUCCGUUCUGCUCUGGACGCUUUAGGAUUGCAAUGCCCAAUGUAUCUUACAAGAAACGAUGGCACAAUUCUACAAGAAGAGGAAAUGCUUCGCUUCCCAAUUUUCUCUUUUUCUUCUGGUGCAACCAACAGCAUUCGAGGAGCUGCCUUUUUGACGGGACUGAAAGAAGCAAUUGUUGUCGAUAUUGGAGGAACGAGUACCGAUGUCGGUGUUCUACUGAAAGGCUUUGCUAGGGAAGCGUCUGUAGAGAAGAAGGUCGGUGGAAUAAGGACGAACUUUCAAAUGCCUGAUGUCAUCAGUAUAGGGUUAGGGGGCGGAUCAUACAUUAAACAUUCAAAAGUUCGAGGACAAGGCCGGAUAGAAGUAGGUCCACAGAGUGCAGGUUACUGUAUCAAAAAAGAAGCUUUUGUAUUUGCUCAACCAGGAGAUAUGAACGGUCGAGUUCUUACUGCAACAGACAUAGCUGUUGCCUCAGGAAUAGCCAAUGUUGGUAUGAUAAGUAAUGUCAAACAUUUAAACAAAGAAAACGUGAAGGGGACUGUAAACAAAAUACACAGCAUGAUCAGUGCAUGUAUUGAUCAGAUGAGAUUCAAUGACAGAGAUUUACAACUAGUUCUUGUCGGGGGAGGAAGUGUCAUCGUAGAUAGGAGCUGGAAAUUCGAUGGAGUAUCAGAAAUCAUUAGACCAGAAUAUUUCGACGUUGCCAAUGCUAUCGGUGCUGCCUUAAGUCAGAUCUCCACAGUUAAAGAUCAAGUUGUCAAUCUUGACAAAUACAUAAAUAAGCUGAAAAUGAAAGAAAAAAUUGAUGCUGAUCUUAAAGAAACUGCUGAUACUUCUGAAGAGGGAAAACUAAAGAUAACUGAAAACGUAAUGAAGGAAUUUCUCCAAGAGGCACGUGAAAAGGCCAUGGACGAAAUUCUGAAAGAAGCAAAAAUAGAAACGGUUGAAUCAGGUGCAAAUCCAGAUACCAUAUCUCUGGUGAUGAAAGACAUCGUCACUUUGACGUACAUUCUUGGAAAUGCGUCCAGAAUAAAAAUGAAGGUGGUUGGAGAUUUCAAGAUUGAUUCGUAUUCAAACAAUUUCAUUGUCCCAGAAACGGUCUAUCAUCAGGAGCCGCAAACUGGAAUGCAAACGAAGAAACAAACUGUUACAAAUACAGGUGUUCUUCUGUCUGAAAAUAGUGAUGCCAUCAGGAUAGAAACACCAAACGUCGACGAAAACACUGGUGAGUGGUUACUGUCAGAGUACGACACUGACUGUAUCCAUAUUGGCGCCGGGAUUUUAGGAUGUGGCGGAGGCGGAAGCCCUUAUCUUGGGCGUCUUUUAGCCAUCAGCACACUUCGAGCAGGGAAAAAAAUCCGUGUGAUUACACCAUCAAGAUUUUUCCAAAAUGUCCACCCACAAAAUGAUUUAGUAUCCAUUGUUGCGUUUAUGGGUGCUCCAGUAACACUGUAUGAAAAGCUUAUAGCCGGAAAUGAGACCGUCGAUGCUUUGGAAUGUAUGCAAGACUUGUUCAGAGUUGGAGGAUUUAAAGACGGAAAGCUUACUAACAAAGAUGGUGUGGACAUAAAGACAAAAGAUGGUGUUACAUAUAUCGAUGACUACAGGGUAAAUGCCCGUGAAAAAUCCGAUGAGAGCACGAAUAUGGGAGAUAAGAAAAUCGUAGCUUUGAUGAGCGCGGAAACUGGCGGUAUGAACAGUAUUGUGCCUUUAGUAGUAGGUGCGGCGUUAGACCUUCCUAUCCUAGACUGUGACGGAAUGGGCCGAGCAUUUCCGGAGCUACAGAUGAUGACGCCAUUUAUUUACGGAAAUGACCCAUACCCAGCAACGCUUGCAGACGACAAAGGAAGACGUGCAGUUGUUUUGCGUGCAGACUGUACAAAAAGUCUAGAAAAUCACUUCAGGGACGUUGUUAUCAGUAUGGGAUGUACUGGAGGAGUGGUCAUGUCUUAUUUUGAUAAGGACCAAGUUCUGUCGUCAACUGUACAAUAUAGCACAAGCCACGCAUGGCGUAUUGGAGACACGGUCUUGCGGGCUCGAGCUGAAAAAAGAUCAACCGUUGAUGCAGUCGUAAAAUCAGAAAAUGGAAAGUUGUUAGUUUAUGGCAAAAUUACUGAUGUUGUUAGGGAAACAACAGGUGGUUUUAAUAAGGGGAACCUUAUUCUGCAAGGCCUUGGUGAGUAUAGUGGCAAAACGGUUAUCGUCGAAUUUAGGAAUGAAUUUCUUGUCGCGAGAGAAGGUGACGUCGUUCUUGCUUGCGUUCCGGACUUGAUUACGCUGAUGGACGCGGACACAGCGCAACCCAUUCCAACGGAGGAACUAAGAUUCGGAAUUCGAGUCGCCGUUGUUGCUAUGCGUGCUUCUCCCAUGAUCAGUUCUGAGCAAGCUUUGAGAUUCGUCAGUCCGCAAGCGUUUGGCUACGGGGAUGACGUGCAGUACACACCUCUAUGUGAUUUUGUAGAUGCUGGGUCUGUUGGCCCUAAAUAACUGAUGCGCAGAUAAGAAAUUACAUCAUAUUGCCAUAAGAUCCUUAGACGAUGUCUGGCAAGAAGCCAGUUUCCGCGUCGGUCUUCUAUAUUCAUAAGUUUUGACAAUAAAGUGUAUUCCCCGCUUGGACAAAUGUUUGAAAUAGUUUUCAGCUCGACAAUUCAAAGAAUAGGUAGAGCUAUUGGACACACCCGUGCGGGCGUCGGCGUCCCGAUUUGGUUGUUUUUGUAUGUAAGCUGGCAUCUCAGUAACCACUUGCGGGAAUGGAUUGAAACUUCACACACUUAUUCACUGUGAUAAUCUGACUUACACUGCACAGGAUCUAUAACUCUACAUUUUUACAAUAUUGCGACUGAGCAGUUUUUUUGCUAAGUUUUUGUAUGAAAGCUGGUAUCUCAGUAAACACUUGUGGGAAUUGAUUGAAACUUGACGCACUUAUUCACUGUGAUAAACUGACUUACAUUGCACAGAUUCUUUAACUCUGUUUUACUGUUUUACAAAAUUAUGUCCCUUUUUCGACUUUUCGAGUUUUGGUUAAGAAUUCGCAUGUAUGCUGAUAUCUCAGUACCCGCCAAUGGAUUGAAACUUUACACACUUGUUCGCUGUCAUAUUCUGACAUGCAGUGCAGUGCAAAGGUUCCAUAAGUCUAUUUUACAUUUUUACAAAAUGAUAUCCCUUUUUCGAUUUAUUAUGUUAUUGGUUAAGUUUUUGUAUGUAAACUGGUAUCUCAGUACCCACUAAUGGGAAUGGAUUAAAACUUCACACCCUUGUCCAUUAUCAUGAGCACUGUUCCAUAACCCUGUUUUGUAUUUUUACAUAAUUAUGCCCCUUUUUCAUUUUUAUAUUCAUUCAAUUGACAAGGCUAUUGAAUAGUCGAGCGUUGCUGUCCUCCGACAGCUCUUGUUUAUUCAUUAAUUUACUCAAACUACUAAACUAUAUCAAAUUCAUUAUUAAUAAACUUCAUCAUACCUACUUUUAAAAAUGAUCUCUUUUUUUCAUUCAACUGAAAAACAUGUAAACACCUCAGUACUUUCCGAAAAUUAUAUACCAACUAGUCUACUAGAAGUUCAAUAUGUAACAAAUGUAGCCGGACAAGUAUUGUUUUUGUAUGUAAACUGGUAUCUUAGUACCCACUAAUGGGAAUGGAUUAAAACUUCACACCCUUGUCCAUUAUCAUGAGCACUGUUCCAUAACUCUGUUUUGUAUUUUUACAUAAUUAUGCCCCUUUUUCAUUUUUUAUAUUCAUUCAAUUGAAUAGUCGAGCGUUGUUGUCCUCCGACAGCUCUUGUUUAUUCAUUAAUUUACUCAAACUACUAAACUAUAUCAAAUUCAUUAUUAAUAAACUUCAUCAUACCUACUUUUAAAAA
Molecule: messenger RNA, 4640 nt
Organism: Mercenaria mercenaria
Lineage: Eukaryota; Metazoa; Mollusca; Bivalvia; Venerida; Veneridae
Exons: 1
Coding region: 34-3273 (1079 amino acids)
Biological process (GO): glutathione metabolic process
Cellular component (GO): cytosol
Molecular function (GO): 5-oxoprolinase (ATP-hydrolyzing) activity
Source: RefSeq, a predicted model, not a curated record